CACUUCACAUCACCCGCUAAACAUUUCUUCACCAUCACGAUGCUGCAUUUAUGGGUUAUACUGGUCAUUCUUCACCAAGCAGACUCACUCAUCUCAGAGAUCAAGGCGCAAUUUGGUGAACCUGUAACUCUCACAUGUCUGUAUCCUGAGUUGGAGUACAGCAACACCCGAAUUAAAUGGUACAAACAGAGUAUUGGUGAUACUCUUACAUUAAUUACAACAAUGAUGAAAGCUACUGCGACUCCCAUAUUUGAGCAAGGGUUUUCUCCCGCACGAUUUGGUGCAAACUGCUCAACAGUCAUGAGCACUCUGACCAUUGUCAAGAUGAUGCCAGAAGAUGAAGCACUGUAUCACUGUGCAGUCUCUACCUGGAAGGUGGAUCAGUGGACUGGAAUUCAUUUGUCCUUAAAAGAAAAAAGUAGAAGAAAAUCAGAGUACACUGUUGUUCAGUGGCCAACAUCAUCUGGUGCGGUACAGCCUGGAGACUCUGUGAUUCUCCAAUGUUCAGUCCUCUCUGAUUCUCUGCAGCCGUCCUGUCCAGAUGAACAUUGUGUCCACUGGUUUGCAAUCAGAGCAGAUAAAUCUCUUGGAGACAUAAUGUACACAAAUGGAAAUGCAUCUUAUCAAUGUGACCAGAAACCUGACAGACCAGCUCCUUCAAAGAGCUGUGUUUAUCACUUCUCAAAGAAUCUCACUUCCUCCGAUUCUGGGACUUACUAUUGUGCUUUGGCAACGUGUGGAGAAAUUAUAUUUGGAAAUGGGACAAAAGUUGACGUUGCAGAAGCCAGCGGGUAUUCUUGUGAUGGUUACCAGAUAAACGGCAUCAGCUUGCUUUCGUUGUGUGUCAUCUUGGCAUCAUGUGUUCUUCUUAUAGCCGUCCUACUUCCCAUCAUGAAGAGAACAAAAUGUGACUCUUGCAACACUGCCAUGUUUCUGCAAAACAAUGUUGGAGAAAAGCACUUGAAGAGAGAAGAGGACAUGUGGAUUUACUCUACUGCUGUUUUUGCUGUGAUAAAAACUGACAGUGGAGGAAAAAGAAACACAAAAGCAGUGGAGAGACAGCAGAUCUGUGCUGCUUUUGCGGAGGAGUAACAAGCCUUUUAAUGACUUGUAUGUAACAGUGUAUAUAAGAAUUAGUCAUUACUACUCUAAGGUCACACACUGGUUUCUGAAAUGCUGUUUUGAAGCCUUAAUUUCACCAUUUGGCUCUUAAAAAGUUGGUGUUUUAGAUGGGUAUGUUUUUUUUUUUUUCUUUUUUUAACUUGUCCUGUCCAGUAUCAUAGCAAGCAAAAUGAUAAUCUGGUUGCUGUAUCGUGCUGAACAAAUUUGCUCUGCCAAGGGGAGGUCUAUGGGUAAGACUCCUCUUGAUGAUCUGAUUCAUUUAUUUAUUUAUUUAAUUUGAAUCACAGAAUUUAUGUGAUCUUGCUGGACCUGACCGGAGGGGACAGAAAAAGAUGGAAAAUAGCAAAAAGAGCAAAAGGGAA
Messenger RNA from Melanotaenia boesemani (Boeseman's rainbowfish), 1484 nucleotides. RefSeq lists its product as uncharacterized. The record is from RefSeq and is a predicted model, not a curated record. The transcript has 6 exons. Lineage: Eukaryota; Metazoa; Chordata; Actinopteri; Atheriniformes; Melanotaeniidae. The coding region runs from base 40 to 1092 and encodes 350 amino acids. Gene Ontology annotation, biological process: response to bacterium.